Somion occarium is the source of this 1163-nucleotide messenger RNA. The record is from the annotation of a GenBank genome assembly. Lineage: Eukaryota; Fungi; Basidiomycota; Agaricomycetes; Polyporales; Cerrenaceae.
GCACCCGUACAUUCUCGACCGAUGAUCCAUGCUAUAAACGGUGAGGCAUCUUCCAAACACAACUGAAAAGAUGAACAUCAUUGUUAGAGUUCAACCAGCGUUCCACUCCGUGACUAAGUCGCGGAACUGAAAGUGGGCGACUAACCACCACCGAAAUGCAGAUCUCUGGGUAAUACUAUGUGAAAUACAAUCAACAUCCAAUAAUCUAAAUGUCAGUUGUGCUGCCCAUCUCAAUUAUCAUUCAGGUGACAUUUGCGGUGCUAACGAGACGGCUAUGACAAACAGUUCUGGGAGACGAAGCUUUCUCUCGCACGUUUCUCGAAAGGUCUCCUGUGACCUGGAGCCUACAGAUCUGUUCCUGGGUGAUUCGGGUUUACGGGAUGCGACGACAUGAAAACAUUUAUUGCCUACCCCGUAUAGCGCUUUUAGGUCGUGCCCUAUAUAAAGUGUUAUAUGAACUUUCACUGUCUCCAGCAAUCCACUGCUGAACCUCUCAUCGCGCCUCACCUAAAGAUGCGUUUCUUUAGCUCUCUCCUCGCUGUUGUCCCCGCUAUUCUUGCUGUCCAAGGUUCAGCCCUCGUCGCCCGCCAGAGCGGUGUCGGUGUUGGUGGAACCAUUGUCGCCCCUGCUGCUGGUUCUACCAUCAUUAAUGGAGAGCCAUUCCCCUUCCAGUAUAACAACAACCAUGUUUGCCAGGAUGGAUACAGCCCUAUUCAUGUCUAUCUCACCGCUACCGCGCCCACUGCAGCGGAUGUCAGCUCUUCUGGAACCAUCGCCAACGCUUUGCAUUACUUUGGCCUUUACACUAUUGCCAACUUCGGUCUCCCACCGAUGAAUAGUCCCCCACCGACCUUCACGGCCCCUGCUCUGUCCUAUGAGGGAGAGUUCUUCCUUGCCGUUGUCGAGACUUACCUCACCUGCCCCCCUGAUGGCCAUACCGCCUACGGUCUCUCAUCCAACCCUGUCGAGUACCAAGCAUGAGAAAUAUAUGUAAUGAGGACUUAAACUGACUCGAAUAUGUACAUGUACUAUUUCGGAGAGUAACACACGUAUCCUUUUGAGGACUCCUUAUCCUCGUUUAUUCUCUCCGUGUUUUGAGAAUCUGCAUCGGAUGCGUCUCUUUACUUAGUUCGGUUUGAAAUGGACGGUGCACAUCAUUCUGG